Molecule: messenger RNA, 470 nt
Organism: Chelonus insularis
Lineage: Eukaryota; Metazoa; Arthropoda; Insecta; Hymenoptera; Braconidae
Product: kininogen-1-like
Exons: 2
Coding region: 75-404 (109 amino acids)
Source: RefSeq, a predicted model, not a curated record
UCGCAAUUGAAAUCAGUAUCACUUAUCAAUCAAAGCAGUUCAUAUCAAUACAGAACUUUGAUUACUUUUAUAAAAUGGCCAAGUUGGUGGUUUGUUUUCUUAUUGUAACCAUUAUUUGUGCUUACAUUUGUGCUGGAGAAGAAGAAGUAAGAGGAGAUGAAAUCGAACAUGGACACAUGCGAUUUGUAAGAGAAGCUAGUGCUGAUCCUGAUCCACAUCACAAAGGCAAGGGAUAUAAUAUGGGACAUAAUAUGGGGCAUAAUAUGGGACACAAUAUGGGGCAUAAUAUGGGGCGUAAUAUGGGGCAUAAUAUGGGACACAAUAUGGGACAUAAUAAGGGCUAUGGUAAAGGAUAUAACAAAGGUCAUAGAGGAAGUAAAGGCCACAAAGGACAUCACUAUUAAUAAAAUUCUUCAAUAAUCUUCAUUGAAAAGAAUAAUAAUAAAAACAAAAGCUAUUUUUAUUAUUAU